GAAAUACGAAAGAUGAACGAGAAACAAUUUGUGUUUGAUUGGAAUGCUGAAAACACUUCACAAGAUUACAAUCCUUUUUGUAUACAACUAAACAUAAUGCUCAAAUAUUGGAUAUAUUGGUCUGAAAAACCAUUGAAAGAGAUGAAAAAAAGAGAUUGGUAUAUUUUCAAAGAAGAUUUUAAUAUAACAAAAGAAUGGAGAGAACAUAGAAAAGACAAAAUAAACUCUACACAAAAGCCUUUUAAACUUAAAACCAGCAACAGAAUGGGGUUUCCCCCCCUAGUUCCUAAGAAACGGAAACUUUUUAGCACAGAAACUAAUAAAAACAAGAAAACUAAGACACUAGAGCCUUCUUUAGAGAAACAACAAUCUCUAUUAGACAAAACAAACGGCCUACUUGCGAGCAAAGGACCUAUGGCUACAGAGGACAGCCAAGCUGCAACAACAAAUUUGUUACAACAAAGCUCUAUAGUUAAUGAUAGACCCAGCUGGGAUGAACAAGUUUCUCAAGAAAUCAAAACAAGAAUGAACAAUGAAAAACUACUUACAAAUGACAAAACUGACGUGUCUAGCCCUGAAACACAUUCAACAUUGCAAGAAAACCAGGUAAAUACAACAACGGAAACAACAAAUACAAAAAUACACGACACGUACCUUUCAGCAUCUAAGACUGUUACUACAAACA
This is a messenger RNA of Dentiscutata heterogama, 685 nucleotides long. The record is from the annotation of a GenBank genome assembly. NCBI's taxonomy places the organism in Eukaryota, Fungi, Glomeromycota, Glomeromycetes, Diversisporales, Gigasporaceae.